AUCAGAGGAAGUUAACACCCACAGGAUGAGCUGAUGAUGUUUAAAUAAAGAGCUGUAAAUAUAGAAUGAAAAGAAAGACGGACAGAAACAGAAAAUGUCUGAUAAGAGUCACAUGUGUCUGCUGGGACUGAUCACUCUCUCUGCACUUCUCUCAGGUAGCAGUGGAGCAGAAGUGACUCAUGUGUUCUGCAGUUCUGGUGAAAAUGUCCGUCUGUCCUGUAAUAAUGCUCUUUCUGGCUGCACAUCAACUGCAUGGAUCUAUGACAGACAUUCAGAGACAGUUGAACUGAUUGCUGGAGGAAUAAAGAAGAAAUACAUAGAGAGACAUGAGAGACUGAGUCUGGGCUCUGACUGCUCUCUGAACAUCAAGAACAUCACAAAAGAAGAUCGUGGAUUGUACUCCUGCCGACAAUAUGUGAAUGGAGUACAACAAGGAACUGAUGCACUUGUUUAUCUGCAUGUUCUUCAUGUCUCUUCAUCAUCCUCACAGUCUGAGAUCAGAUCAGGCCGCUCUGUGACUCUCUCCUGUCAGUUAUAUUAUGAUCGAGUCUCUUGUGAUACUUUGGUUGGUUCUGAGGGAAUUGAUCUGAUCUGGGUGAAUCAGGCUGGUGUGAAUCUGCAGACAGACUCCAGAUUUCAGAUAUUCUCCUCAGAACAGUGUCUCAGCUCUCUGACUACAACACUCCUGAAUGAAGAUCACAACAGAGAGUGGAGAUGUCAGGUUACACAGAGAAACCAGCUGAAGACCUCAGCCACAUAUACUGUCAAGUAUUCAGCUCCGACCGAAACAAAGACACCGUCUCCAGUCACCAGCUCUACAUCAGCUGCAGCUCCUACACAACCAGGUGUAAAGGAUUCAACACUGAUUCCAGUCAGCAGCUCAAACUCUGAGAAAUCAAGCCAAACUACAGCAGCUCCUACAACACAAGAUACAGCUGUCAUAUCAGAAACUGUGUUCUCUAUGAAUGCUGGAUUAUUAAUCAGAGUGAUUGUGAUUAUUGUUGAGAUCGCAGUGUUUGCUGCUCCUACUGUGAUUCUUCUUCAGAUCAUCUGUGUGAGAAGAGCUGGAAGGAAGACCUCUCACCACCCGACGGAAAUAGAGAUGUCUACAGUAUUACAAUGAAACACCUUCUAUAAACAUAAUAUAAAGAUUACAGCAAGAUUUAUUUUAAUGUUUAUGGAUAUUAUAGAUAUUUGCUACAGCUUUGAAUGUCAUUUUCCAGUACUGCAUACUGUACAGACUGCUUUAAUAUGAUAUUAAAUACAGUCAUCAUCAAAGCGUGGCAUGUACCUUAAUAAACAUGUAUAGUUAUUAACACAGAUAUCAUAAUUAUAAUUUUAUUUUUAUAUUUAAAAUAAAUUAAACUCUUACAAAAAGAUUAUCACAUGAUAUAACAGAUUAGUAUCCUUUCAAUGCAGAGACAAAACCUUACUUAUGUUUCGUCUGAACCCUAAAUAAGCAAAUACAUGAAGGAUUGUAUUCCUCACCCACAACAUUCAACAUGAUUAUAUGUUAAGUAUUGUAAGUAUAAAUAUAAAUUCACAAUUUGAAAA
Messenger RNA from Onychostoma macrolepis, 1554 nucleotides. RefSeq lists its product as uncharacterized. Gene Ontology annotation, molecular function: protein tyrosine kinase binding; MHC class II protein binding. Lineage: Eukaryota; Metazoa; Chordata; Actinopteri; Cypriniformes; Cyprinidae. Gene Ontology annotation, biological process: interleukin-15-mediated signaling pathway; T cell activation; positive regulation of ERK1 and ERK2 cascade. The record is from RefSeq and is a predicted model, not a curated record. Bases 95 to 1123 code for a protein of 342 amino acids. Gene Ontology annotation, cellular component: membrane raft; external side of plasma membrane. The transcript has 8 exons.